Messenger RNA from Quercus robur (English oak), 1308 nucleotides. RefSeq names its product glycine-rich RNA-binding protein 3, mitochondrial-like. Bases 178 to 1131 code for a protein of 317 amino acids. The transcript is spliced from 5 exons. Lineage: Eukaryota; Viridiplantae; Streptophyta; Magnoliopsida; Fagales; Fagaceae. Gene Ontology annotation, molecular function: RNA binding. The record is from RefSeq and is a predicted model, not a curated record.
CUCCAAAUCGUACGGCCCAGAUCUCUCCAAUCCAUCCUUAAAUCUCUCUCCCCUCAUUUCAUUUUCCACUUUAUAAGAUAAAACCCUCCGCCGGGUCUCGAAAUCUAUUUUUAGGGUUUUAGACUCUCUCUGCUCUCGCUGUCACUACCAAAAAACGCAGAGAACAAGGUUAUUGCAAUGGCUUUCUUAAGUAAAGUUGGAAAUCUGCUUAGACAGACUGCGAGCAAGCAGAUCAGCUCAGAAUUUGGUGCCUCGAAACCGUCUUUCUUUCAAGCUAUACGAUGCAUGUCAUCCAUGUCAAGUUCAAAACUUUUUAUUGGAGGUCUUUCAUAUGGCACAGAUGAGCAAAGUUUGAAGGAAGCUUUUGCUAAGUAUGGAGAAGUUGUUGAAGCAAGAAUCAUUAUGGACCGUGAGACUGGUAGAUCCAGAGGAUUUGGCUUUGUUACAUAUGUUUCAAGUGAGGAGGCCUCCAGUGCUAUCCAGGCCUUAGAUGGACAGGAUCUCCAUGGUCGUCGGGUAAGGGUGAAUUAUGCUACUGAUAGGGCUCGUCCUAGCUAUGGAGGUGGUGGCUAUGGUGGUGGCGGCUAUGGUGGUGGUGGCUAUGGUGGUGAUGGCGGCUAUGGUAACAAUGCUUAUGGUGGUGGUGGUGGUGGCUAUGGUAACAAUGCAUAUGGCGGUGGCAGUGGCGGUGGCGGCGGCGGCGGCUAUGGUAACAAUUCUUAUGAUGGUGCUGCCAGUGGAGGCUAUGGCACUGGUAGUAGCGGAUAUGGUUCGGGUGGGAAUUAUCAAGGAGGUGGUGGUGGCACUGGUAGUGGCUACAGUGGAGGUGGUGUUGGUUACAGCAGUGGCGGCAAUUACGCCAGUGAGAACAGUGGAGGCUAUGGCAAUACUGGUGGGAAUUUUGAUGUUUCUGGUGGUAGUGGUAACUUUGCCUCUGGGGAUGGCAGUAACAUAGCCGGUAGUGGAUUUGAAGGAAGUACUGGACAGGGCUUUGGUGGUGUUGAUCAAUUUGGAACCAAUGAGAGUAGCAGUGUGGAUGGUGCAGCUGGAGAUUUUGACAAAGAUGCUUCUUUGGAAGGAAACUUAAGGGAUGACGACGAUGAGACUGGUGAUUUUGCCAAAAGGGCCUGAAAAUAGUUGAACCUGCUUUUACCAUUGUUACUAGUAGACUUUCUUUGUUGUAGUUUUUUCUUCUUUUUCCUUGAACUAUUUAUUUAUAUUUAUAUUGGAUUUGGCUCUGAAAACUUGACUUUGAUGCACUCUUCUAGUGUGUUUUCCCGAUGAGAAUCAACGAAUGUUAGAAAAUAA